AUGGAACAAUACACAAAUGAUCGGAUCCGCUACAGUUUCCGGCUAGCCGGCAAUUCACUGAACUCGACCGGAACCCAUCGGAAGUUAGCUCAGCGGCGCCUUCGACCGCCGACCGCUCAGCAACUCCUGAUCAAGAGGCGCGUCGCGGCUCAGUUACCGCGCGACAGGCACUGCGCACGGACGCGUUGCACACCCGUUGAU
Molecule: messenger RNA, 201 nt
Organism: Iphiclides podalirius (scarce swallowtail)
Lineage: Eukaryota; Metazoa; Arthropoda; Insecta; Lepidoptera; Papilionidae
Source: the annotation of a GenBank genome assembly